Molecule: messenger RNA, 1246 nt
Organism: Ahaetulla prasina
Lineage: Eukaryota; Metazoa; Chordata; Lepidosauria; Squamata; Colubridae
Product: urokinase plasminogen activator surface receptor-like
Exons: 8
Coding region: 265-1197 (310 amino acids)
Source: RefSeq, a predicted model, not a curated record
ACUAUAAGUGCAGUUUCACCUAAAUCAAGAGCGCUCUUUUGAAUGGGUCUUUUUUUUAAAAAAAUAGAAACAAAUUAACGUGGCAUUGAAUUUGGAUUAUUUGUUGAACGCUGGAGAAGUAGGAAACCCCGCCCCUCUGUUUAUCCCUUUGAAGGAGGGGCAAUCCAAGGGUUCUCCUUGGCUUGGCCAUAUUUCAGUAGGGAUGCGUUCCAGGAGAUCUCUUUGUCUCAUCCAGAUCAUCAGCUGCUGGUAAGAGUGGCUGUGAUGGAUAAAGGGUCCAUUACAAUCUUCAUUUUUUGUCUUGGGAUGGCCAAUAGCUUGGAGUGCUAUAAGUGCUUAAUUAACGAAGGGAACUGCUCUAAGGCUCCAGUGGAAGUUUGCAGGCCCAACCAAAACGCCUGCUUCACCGUGAUCAAGAAGUACCAUGGAUUGAGCGCAGAUACAGCAAAGCAGGGCUGUGGAUCCUCAAAUGAUUGCCGUAGGUACCCCAUGGGCACAAAGGGCUCCUUGUUCCGAACAAUGUGGUGUUGUUCUACAAAUCUUUGCCAACCCAUCCAUUUGCCUGUCAACCGAGAUGGAUCGCAAAACAAUCUGCUGUGCCAAAGUUGCAUUGGGAGCCCAGCCGAAUGUGGGCUGACGGCCCCUUCGCAGCAAUGCUCCGGGAGUGCAGAUCGGUGCGUGCAAAUUUCCCAGCGUUUCCUUCCAGGAGAAAAGCUAGAACCCAUUAUAAAGGGAUGUGGAAAUAGCUCCUUCAAAGAUCUGCAAGUGCUCUACCAGAUUGGAAAGGACUUUGCUUUCCUUGAUCAAAAAGUCUGUGGCCAACCCAACUGCAAUAAUAGAAGUUUUCCAGAGAUCCUUACGGGACAACCCAAUGGGCUACAGUGCUAUAGUUAUCGUGGUUCGGGCCGUGAAGAGCGCAUCCUCCAGGAACAGCAAAUUUUGAGGUGCACCGGAGCCAUGAAUCGGUGUGUGCGUAUCAUAAAAGGAGAAAAUAAAAGCACAGCCGUGACCAUCCAGAAGGGCUGCGCCACAGAAUCCAUGUGCUGGAGGGACACAGAUAUAUACCUUAGGCUGAAGAGAGAAAAUUCCCGCGCCGAAUGUUGCCAAAGGAAUCUCUGUAACAAAGCCCACAGUCCCACCAACCCAGAACUGGUGGCAAUUCUUAGUUUAUGGUUGGUGUUGAAGGUCUAUCAAUAACCACUCCUGUUCCAUCGGUGGCACAGAAAUAAAUCGGGGACAUGCUGGG